Molecule: messenger RNA, 315 nt
Organism: Kluyveromyces marxianus DMKU3-1042
Lineage: Eukaryota; Fungi; Ascomycota; Saccharomycetes; Saccharomycetales; Saccharomycetaceae
Gene: TRX2
Product: thioredoxin TRX2
Exons: 1
Coding region: 1-315 (104 amino acids)
Molecular function (GO): protein-disulfide reductase activity
Source: RefSeq, a predicted model, not a curated record
AUGGUUGCUCAAGUUUCUUCCGCUGCUGAUUUCGAAAAGGCUCUAUCCGACGACAAGUUGGUCGUUGUCGACUUCUUUGCUACCUGGUGUGGUCCAUGCAAGAUGAUUGCUCCAAUGAUCGAAAAGUUCGCUACUGAAUAUGCCGGUAAGGCCACUUUCUACAAGGUUGAUGUUGACGAAGUGCCAGAUGUCGCCAAGAACAACGAUAUUUCUGCCAUGCCAACUUUGGUGUUCUUCAAGGGUGGCAAGGAGGUUGCCAGAGUGCUAGGUGCCAACUUGGCUGCCAUCAAGCAAAACAUCGCCUCCAACAUCUAA